This is a messenger RNA of Malurus melanocephalus (red-backed fairy wren), 450 nucleotides long. RefSeq names its product TANK-binding kinase 1-binding protein 1-like. Gene Ontology annotation, cellular component: cytoplasm. The transcript is spliced from 3 exons. Gene Ontology annotation, biological process: canonical NF-kappaB signal transduction. NCBI's taxonomy places the organism in Eukaryota, Metazoa, Chordata, Aves, Passeriformes, Maluridae. The record is from RefSeq and is a predicted model, not a curated record. The annotation marks the transcript as partial.
AUGGACUCCAUGUUCGAGGACGACAUCAGCAUCCUGACGCAGGAGGCGCUGGGGCCGGACGAGGACUGGCUGGACAGCCCCAACACCGACCUGUCCGGGGAGAUGUGCUCGGCCUCGCACUUCGCCCUCAUCACCGCCUACGACGACAUCAAGAACCGCCUGACGGGGCUGGAGAGGGAGAACUCCACGCUCAAGCGCCGCCUCAAGAUGUACGAGGUCAAGUACCCCCUGAUCGGCGAGUUCGGCGAGGAGCACAUCUUCUCCCUCUACGAGGCCAAGGAGGCGUCGCUGCUCAAGAGCGAGAAAGCGUCGCUGCAGCAGCAGCUGAACCAAUUCCAGCACGAGCUGCAGAAGAGCAAAGAGCGGGAGGAGCAGCUGGAGGAGAUGAUCCAGGCCUACGAGAAGCUUUGCGUGGAGAAGGCGGAGCUGGAGACGGAGCUGGGAGAGAUG